Messenger RNA from Aricia agestis (brown argus), 4542 nucleotides. RefSeq names its product potassium/sodium hyperpolarization-activated cyclic nucleotide-gated channel 2 (gene Ih). Gene Ontology annotation, biological process: potassium ion transport; transmembrane transport. The record is from RefSeq and is a predicted model, not a curated record. The transcript is spliced from 15 exons. Gene Ontology annotation, molecular function: voltage-gated potassium channel activity. Lineage: Eukaryota; Metazoa; Arthropoda; Insecta; Lepidoptera; Lycaenidae. Gene Ontology annotation, cellular component: membrane. Bases 523 to 2883 code for a protein of 786 amino acids.
CCGCCGGGGCCACACGUGCCGCGCCGCCACUGACGUCCGAAGACCGCCGGGGACGCCCGAGCGCACCCGAUUGUGCAAUCAGCUGAGUGACAUAAUCGAUGCAAAUCUACGAAAACCGUCAAAACGCACACCACGUAUCGACACACGCCUUCCCCCCUAGUACUCAGUGCCAAGUGUGACGUGAAUGUUCCGAAUCGUGACCAGUGUAGUGUUCGCGCGUACAUUGACCGUCCAACGCGGGACGUAUCGUAGGAGCUCGUACAUCGCCGGUCGCGUACGCGGGGAGGUCUCGUAUGUUGUAACGCGGCGGUCGAUGUAUCAGUAGGUGCGUGCUAAGUCGUCAAGAUUGAGGUGGUGUGCGGGUGGGGGAGGCGCGCGCGCGUGCGUCCGGUGCGCAGCCGCGCCGGCAUGUUGGCGCAGAGGUCGCAGUCUUGCAACGAGGAGGGUGCGUUCUUCGGGGCGCGCGCGCUGCGCCGGCCGCGCGGGAAGGGUAGCGGGGAGGCGCCCUGCUAGGGGUACGCCAUGUCGCUGCGCAGCCUGCAUCGGAGGCUCUCCUCCGCCAACAACACGUACUAUAGCGUUCUGUGGAGUAACCGAUGCGAGGAUGGAGGCGGCGCGGCGACAGGGCCGGGGCGCGCGGCGUCGCUGCGGCUGGCGAACGGGCGCGUGGCGUCGGCGGAGCACCUGCCGCGCUCGCCCGCCGACUGCGCCUCCGUGCGCAUCUCCAUAGACAACACCAACACCUGCUGCACCGACUCCCUCGUCACCGCGCUAGACGACGAGACGCUGCUGCUCGGCGACGCCGACAUGUCGCUGAAGCAGGGCAGCGGCACCGGCAAGGUCCACUUCGGUGGUCUGGACGAUGUGUCGCUGUACGGCACGCCCGUCGAGCCCGCACCGCCCGCGCCAGACGCCAAGCAGGGCUUCCUGCGCAACCAGCUGCAGGCCCUCUUCCAGCCCACCGACAACAAGCUCGCCAUGAAGCUCUUCGGCUCCAAGAAGGCGCUGAUGAAGGAGAGGAUCCGGCAGAAGGCGGCCGGCCACUGGGUCAUACACCCCUGCAGUAGUUUCAGAUUCUACUGGGAUCUCUGCAUGCUGUUGCUCCUAGUGGCAAACCUCAUCAUCUUACCAGUUGCCAUCUCUUUCUUCAACGAUGACCUAAGCACCCGAUGGAUCGCCUUCAAUUGUCUAUCGGACACAAUUUUCCUUAUAGAUAUUGUUGUUAAUUUUAGAACAGGAAUAAUGCAGCAAGAUAAUGCAGAACAAGUGAUAUUAGAUCCGAAGUUAAUAGCGAAGCACUAUUUAAGGACGUGGUUCUUCCUCGACCUAAUCUCUAGCAUACCACUAGAUUAUAUAUUCUUGAUCUUCAAUCAGGUAAACGAUUUUAGUGAGAGCUUUCAAAUACUCCACGCGGGUCGCGCGUUGAGGAUCCUCCGGCUAGCGAAACUGCUGUCCCUGGUCCGACUGUUGCGACUGUCCAGGCUGGUUCGAUACGUCUCGCAAUGGGAGGAAGUAUAUAUCUUGCAGAAUCUUCAAAAAAAGCGCACGGAACGGAGGGGACGGCUCGGCUCCGACGUCGCCAAAAAGAAGGGCGACACCAAAAGCAAUCUAAUCUUCAAGUUCCUGAACAUGGCGUCGGUGUUUAUGCGGAUAUUCAAUCUGAUCUGCAUGAUGUUGUUGAUCGGACAUUGGUCUGGAUGCCUACAGUUCCUUGUUCCUAUGCUCCAGGGAUUCCCCCCUAACUCAUGGGUAGCGAUUAACGAGUUACAGGAAGCGUUCUGGCUGGAGCAAUACUCUUGGGCAUUGUUCAAAGCUAUGUCGCAUAUGCUGUGCAUCGGUUACGGCAGAUUCCCACCACAGUCGCUAACGGACAUGUGGCUGACCAUGCUGUCCAUGAUCUCUGGAGCGACUUGCUACGCGCUGUUCCUGGGUCACGCUACCAAUCUCAUCCAGAGCUUGGACUCUUCUAGAAGACAGUACCGGGAAAAGAGAUUAGACGUGAAACAAGUGGAGGAGUAUAUGGCUUACCGGAAGCUGCCCAGGGAGAUGCGGCAGAGGAUAACGGAGUACUUCGAGCACAGAUACCAGGGGAAAUUCUUCGACGAGGAGUUGAUCCUGGGAGAGUUGAGCGAGAAGCUUCGGGAGGACGUCAUCAACUACAACUGUCGGUCGCUCGUCGCCUCCGUGCCCUUCUUCGCCAAUGCCGACUCCAACUUCGUGUCCGAUGUCGUCACGAAGUUGAGAUACGAAGUCUUCCAGCCAGGUGACAUAAUCAUAAAAGAGGGGACGAUCGGGAGCAAGAUGUACUUCAUCCAGGAGGGGAUAGUGGACAUCGUGAUGGCGAACGGCGAGGUGGCGACGAGCCUGUCCGACGGCUCGUACUUCGGCGAGAUCUGCCUGCUGACGAACGCGCGGCGCGUGGCGUCCGUGCGCGCCGAGACCUACUGCAACCUGUUCUCCCUGUCCGUGGACCACUUCAACGCCGUGCUCGACCAGUACCCGCUCAUGCGGCGCACCAUGGAGAGCGUCGCCGCAGAGCGCCUCAACAAGAUCGGCAAGAACCCCAACCUCGUGGCGCACCGCGAGGACGACACCACCUCCGAGGGCAACACCAUCAACGCCGUCGUCAACGCCCUCGCCGCCGAGGCCGAGCACGUCAGCCUGUCCGACGACAGCGUGGCGCGCCUGUCCGAGCGCUCGCUGGGUCUGGCGCUGCAGCCGCUGCAGGCCGCGUCGUGCCGCAUGGCGGGCGUGGCGCUGCCCGGCCUAGGCGUGGCCGCGCUGCCCCGCCCCAAGUCCGAGCACGACUUCAGCGCCGCGCAGCAGCCGCUCGCCGCCGCCGCCGCCGCCUACCACAAGUCCGACGCCGGCAUCGCCCCCUGACGCCGCACGCUGUGCUAGGCCCCCCGCCCCGAUAGCAAUACUAGGCUUAGAGCGAGCGCCUCGCCUCGCUAGACGUAGCGUAGGUCCGUAGCGCGACUUCGGCGCCCGCCGAAUCUCAUUUUGUGAUCUUAUACUUAAUUCUCCUGUGUUAUAAUUUAGGUUAAAUUUUAUAUCAUCGACGCCGGGAGGAGCGGCCGGCCGCGCGACGCGGUCGGCGGCGUAGAUAUACCUGUUAUAUAUUGAGGAAUAUUGAGUCUUUAUAGAUAUACCUUGCCAUUAUGAAUAUUAUAUUAUAGACUAGACUGAGAUGUAAAGAUAUCACUAUUUUAUGCUUUGUUGGCGUACGGUAUAGCUCUAUUGUUGACCUUUUCGGAGAUUCUAACGCGUUUGGGGAGCUGCGCCCUCGCCGGCGGGGAGCCGCGAGGGGCGUUUGUUGAUAUUAUAAAUAUAUAGUACGUAUGUUGGAGCGUAGAGGUAGACACUUGCGGGCCGCGCCGUGUGCCGGCGCCGGUCGGGCGACGUCACGGCACGGCGACGGCACGGUGCCGGCGCCGCGCGGCCCGCGCACGAGCCACGCACAACAACCGACCUCACAAUCCCGCAGCACUCGGUCGCUUCAAUAAUUUUAUAAGUAGUGACAUCUACCGCACGAGCGGGCGACUCCGCUCGGUAGCUCAGUAGCGCCGUCGUACCGUUUCUUUAUGUAAAUAUUGUAUUAAAGAUUCGCCUUUAGUGUGAUUUAUUUAGGAGUGAUAAGGCCGCCCUGGGGCGGUCCAGUCAAUUAUCGCACGAGCGACGGGACCGCGUCCCGCCGCGCCGCACGAUCGUCGAGCGUAGGGAGAUACUGAUAAUUACUACGAUAGUGAUCAUUUCAUAGGAGUAAGUAGGCCAAGCGGUUAACGAAUUGAGGGCCGCCGCGGCGGGCCGACGCCGGCUCGGCGGUACACACGUAGACCUAGUCACCGCAUGAUAUCGAUCGCUUGUUUCUUAACUUUUAUUACUAUUAGCGUAUCUUUCCGCCGACCGUACUGCGCCUAGUGAUUUGCGCUUUCGAUUUCUUAACAUAGUUAGCGUUAGAUCAUCGCAUCGAUACAUAUCGUACCUAGAGCCGGCGGUCGCGCCGCCCCCGGCACGACUGUCCCCGCCGGGCCGCGCCGGGCCCCGCCCCCGCGUGCCGGCCCCGCCCAGCCGCGCCCGCGCGACGGGCGACGUCAUGACAUGUGAUGGUUUGCAGAUGUUGACUUUUAGCCAAAUAUAGUUUACGAAUGAACCAAUUCGCAGUAGCUUACCGUAGUGAAUGCAGCCUAGUUCUCAGUUCUGCGAACGAACACCAAUAGAUACUUUGUACUCGUAAGGUAUUUAUACGAUCUUAGCGGAGUAACCUCGUCAAUUUAUCUACGACAUUAAGUUUUAACCCCUCAGAAGCAUUUAUUUACUGUUGUGUUAAGUGACAUUGCCGCUUUUGUAAAUUAUAUAAAUUUUAUAGAAGAGAUCUAUUUUUAUUGUGAAGUUGAUGCUGGUUAAACCUAUAUGAAAUCGAGAGUUUUUUUAACGGAACUGUUAAUUAAUGUAUAGUUAUAUUGAGUUCUGUUAUCUAUUUUCACCAAAAGUGCUCAUCGCUAUCAAAAAAAUUAGAGAAAAUGCAUUAAAGAAUGAAGA